AUGUCGCAAUUAUCCGUUUCUUCCUCAGACGAUGAGCCUUUGAUCAUAGAGGCAACGCCGCUGACUCCGCCCUCAUCCACAGGAGCAGCCCUUCUUAGAGCAGCAGCCAAGCUGCAGACAUCCACACCCCCCCCCCCCCCCCAAGCGAGACAGUCAGCACAACCCGCGCAAGCCAGGCUGCAAUUGUACAAAUCUCCAACAACAAGGCAGCCAACGCGGCCUGCCAAGAUCACGUCCAGAGGCCCCAGUCGGCAGCACCCGCAGAUGAGCCGGCCGCAACCCUCCGCCAAGCCCGGUAACACGGUUUUCCGCCGGUUAGGCCCGCUGCCCAACGCGUCCGCAAGGAACUCGGGAACCUCCGCAGCCAACACCUCCACCACGCGACCAUCCUCCAGCCUUCGGCUUACGCGAAAUCCUUCUGGACCACCCCCCGCGGCAUUCAGCCCCCGGUCAACCGCACGCGUCCCUCACGCACUUCCUAAGCGUACGUCUCGCGCCUCACCACCGUCCACCCUAACGGACAGCCGAUCACGUCAGGCUCCAGCUGCCACAAGACAGCGCCCCGGGCAAAAGCCUCGACCCGCCACGCCCGUCCGCCCCGAGCGGAAACAUCACGCAUCAGUGCGAAGAAAGACUUUCGCUCCCCUGCUCUCCCCUCUCUCUCCAGCGCUCACGACAUCUGAAUGGCGUAGGUUCCUCAAAACCUGCAGCGCGCUCGGCACGCCUUCGGUCCUCUCCCCACUCCCGCCCACUCCUCCGAGGCCGCGACCAACGAGAGCGGUUCGCCCCUCCCCCAUCGUCGUGUCGGACGACUCUACCCCACCAUCAGAGGCCAGCACUGUCAUCCUGCCGCCUAGAACAGCCGUCCAACCAGCUAGACGUUUCGGAGACAUCACCCACAUGAUCGAGGUCCGGAGGACCAGAGACGUAGCCACCCAGACUACUGCCACCCAGCCAGCUAGGACCUCAGUCGCUACGACCACCGCCUCUACCCAAACCCCGGCGGCCUUUUUUUGGUCUCUCCUCCCCACCUGGGUAAGGCGCCAACUAGAGCACCUCAUCGCCCGCUCCCGUAGCAGGGCAAGGGACCACCAGAACAGCAGCUCCAUGUAG
This is a messenger RNA of Bemisia tabaci, 1113 nucleotides long. The record is from RefSeq and is a predicted model, not a curated record. Lineage: Eukaryota; Metazoa; Arthropoda; Insecta; Hemiptera; Aleyrodidae.